This is a messenger RNA of Myotis daubentonii (Daubenton's bat), 1413 nucleotides long. RefSeq names its product pre-mRNA-splicing factor CWC25 homolog. Lineage: Eukaryota; Metazoa; Chordata; Mammalia; Chiroptera; Vespertilionidae. The record is from RefSeq and is a predicted model, not a curated record.
GGAGGCCCCUGAGAACAGACCUGGGGCUGUCGCGCCUGAACUAUUUCUCUAUGUUUCCUCUCGCUCCUUCCUGAGUCUUCCAGGUCCACGGAGUGAGGACACGUCUCCACCAUCAUGGGGGGCGGAGACCUGAACCUGAAGAAGAGCUGGCACCCGCAGACACUCCGCAAUGUGGAGAAAGUGUGGAAGGCUGAGCAGAAGCAUGAGGCUGAGCGGAAGAAGAUUGAGGAGCUUCAGCAGGAGUUGCGGGAGGAGAGGGCCAGGGAGGAGAUGCAGCGCUACGCGGAGGAUGUUGGCGCUGUCAAGAAGAAAGAAGAAAAAUUGGACUGGAUGUACCAGGGUCCUGGUGGGAUGGUGAACCGUGAUGAGUACUUGCUGGGGCGCCCCAUUGACAAAUACGUUUUUGAGAAGAUGGAGGAGGAGGAGGCAGGCUGUUCUUCUGAGACAGGACUCCUCCCGGGCUCUAUCUUUGCCCCUUCGGGUGCCAAUUCCCUCCUUGACAUGGCCAGCAAUAUCUGGGAGGACCCACUCUUCAUCAUCAGGAAGAAGGAAGAAGAGAAAAAAAGAGAGGUAUUGAAUAAUCCUGUGAAAAUGAAGAAAGUUAAAGAAUUGUUGCAAAGGAGUCUGAAAAAAAAGGAAAAGAAAAAGAAGCACAAGAAACUUAAGCACAGAAGCUCAAGUAGUGAUCGUUGCAGCAGUGAGGAUGAGCGCAACUGGGGGAGGUCUCAAAAGAAGAUGGUAAAUUCUUCCUCUGUUUUAUCCAAAGUUCCUGGGUAUGGUUUACAGAUCAGGGACUCUGACCAUAGCCAGUGUCUGCAGGGCCCUUUGAUGGCUGAGCCAAAAGGAGUGCAUGGGUGGAAGAAUCACUCCAGGUCCAGGAGCUCCUCCCCCUCACCUCCCAGACAUGCCAGCAAGAAGAGCACCAGGGGAGGGUCCCGGGACAGGAGGUCUCGAUCCCCGGACAGGUCACGGUCCCCAAGGCCAAGCAAAAUGCACAACUCUAAGGUAAACAGGAGAGAGAGCCCAUCACCUAAAAAAGAGGUCUACCAAAGGCGGCACGCACCUGGAUAUACCAGAAAGCUCUCAUCAGAGGAACUUGAGCAAAAACGGCAAGAAAUGAUGAAAAAUGCCAAGCGGCGGGAGGAAGAGAGGCUGAACAUCCUUAAGAAACACGCGAAGGAUGAGGAAAGGGAGCAGAGGCUGGAGAAGCUGGACUCUCAGGGCGGGAAGUUUAUCCACCGCAUGAAGCUAGAGAGUGCAUCCACCUCCUCCCUGGAGGACCGGGUGAAGCGGAAUAUCUACUCUUUACAGAGAACCUCGGUAGCCCUGGAGAAGAACUUUAUGAAAAGAUGAAACCAUCCUCUCUUGCUGGUUUUCCUGAAUGUUCCAGGGAAGCUGCUGACCCUUAAAAAU